GCUGCAACAUGGCCAAUACCAAUUCAAGGGCUGAGAAUGUCGACGAAACCAAAACUGCACCGGCGAUAAAUGCAGGGCUCUACACCGACUCGCACCUUUUCACGCAAACCAUGAACCGCAAGAUUCUAGACUUGUUCCAGAUGUCGUUUGGAAGAAGACCCACCGCCAGCCAACAGUUCAUCGACUUGGGUUGCGGGCCCGGUGACAGCACCCGCGAAGAUCUGUUACCGCGCUGCCAGCCUUGCCGGAGGAUUGUGGCCACUGACAUCUCUCGACAAAUGAUCGAAUACGCCGAGAAGCACUUCGCACAUCCGCAGAUCGCGUACGAGGUACACGACGUAGAGAGUGACAUCUCGGGACUCGUUCAGAAGUACGGCAAGUUCGAGCGUGUCUACUCUUUCAUGGCACUCAACUGGGCACGGGACACAACUGCUGCAUAUCGAAACGUUGCCGGCCUUAUGACCGAUGACGGCGAGUGCUUGCUGGUGGUCGCGGCUCGCGUGAUUUUAUACAGGGUAUGGAGGAGGAUCGUGGAGUUGGAUCGGUGGAAAAAGUACAAGAAGAUUGUUGAGAGGUCCUUUCCGCCCACCCAGGACAUGGAAGACAGGUCGAGUCUUCUCUCGUACAUGCACAGCGUUCUCGCCAGUGCCAACCUCAAGCCAUACACGUGCGAAGUGCUUUCCAUAAACGCAUGUCUUGAUAAACUGCAACCGCUCAUCGAAGCCAGUUUGCCCGUAAUGCCCAUUCUGCCAUUGCUGUCAGAUGAUCUAAAGCUGGAAUUCAAAAGUGACGUCGCAAACGUUGUCCGCACGUUCCAAGAUGAAAAUCCGGCCGGAGGACCACAACGCCGCAUGGAUAUCUUCAUUGUUCACGCCAGAAAAAUUUAAAACAAAAGCGUGAAAUUUUUUUUUUAAUUUGUCUAAUAACUGUUUA
Ixodes scapularis (black-legged tick) is the source of this 933-nucleotide messenger RNA. Its product is annotated as juvenile hormone acid O-methyltransferase-like. The record is from RefSeq and is a predicted model, not a curated record. The coding region runs from base 9 to 887 and encodes 292 amino acids. The transcript has 3 exons. Lineage: Eukaryota; Metazoa; Arthropoda; Arachnida; Ixodida; Ixodidae.